ACCCGGUAAUCUAGUGGACUAUUUAUUAGCACAUCCCACUACGAAAUCCAAUUCUAUCGUGCAAAUUGAUACACUAUGGUCCGUUAUAAUUGAUGGUCUCUCUGAUGUAUGGCCGCCAACUCGUACUUCUUUAGGUGGUGUAUCGCUUGGCGACGUGUGGCCUUGCGAUGUUCUGAAAUCAUCUUCAAAAGACUCGCAAGGUGAUGAGGAUGAAAGUGAACGUUUAGUGCCAUUUCACAAACUCUCACAGUGGCUCACUUAUUCUCUUAUGGAGCCAAUGACAAAAAUUCUCGAUAUCAAAUUCGAGGGAGUGGAAAAUUUAACGGGAUUACCAGAAUAUCGAAAUGGCGGUCUUUUUGUGGAUACUGGAUUAUUGACUCUCAAGGAGGCGGAUCGAGCGCGCGGAAUUUCCUAUUUCAAACAAAAUUUCCCAGAAUCAAAUGAUAACGACGAGAUUGUUCCUCUAUUUGAAGCAAGCGAUCCUGUCAUCAUUGAAUGGCGAGCAAUGACUGUCAUUCUAUUGGAUAAGGUAGCAGAGAAGAUACGAGAAAUUCUUGCUGAAAAUUUAACGCUCGCGCAAGUUCUUGAGGCUGGUACUUGGAAAGCUGGUAGAGAAACUGCACAGAAAUUAAGGCCUAAAACCAAAGGUCCGCCAAUUUCUAUCAAAUCUGAUGGAACU
Ambispora leptoticha is the source of this 679-nucleotide messenger RNA. The record is from the annotation of a GenBank genome assembly. Lineage: Eukaryota; Fungi; Glomeromycota; Glomeromycetes; Archaeosporales; Ambisporaceae.